CUCCUGUGAUUGCGUGUAAGGUGCCUAGGAUCCAAAUGUGUUCAAUUACGACUUUGGUUCUGUAAGACAUACAUAUAUAUAUAUAGAGAUAUAUAUAUAUAUACAGAUAUAUAUAAAAGUGUACACAUAAUGGCUCAGUUGGCGGCGGCGGCUGUGAAGGUCAUUCGAGCGCUCGGCAUACAGCUCAAAGCCAAUCCGUACGACUACAGUGCACACAUAUCAUAUAUACAUGCGCUAAAGGAGCAUGAAGAUAGGGGUGGAGGUGUAGGGGGGCAAGACGCGCUAGAACAUGCCCGUCAGCACCUUCGUAGUGUCUAUCCUCUCUCAGGGACGCUUUGGGAGGAGUGGAUUAGCGACACUGAAGUAGCGCAACGAGCCAGUAAAUCGCAACCUGGUGAACAGCGGACGGACAAGAUCGCUGGGUUGUACCGAUGUGCGUUCAAGGACUAUCUCAGCGUCAAGCUGCUGCUGAAGUAUUGCAAGUACAUGGCUUCCAAGGUGAACAUGACCUGCACGUCAACAGGAAAUGAAGAGGACGCUCACAACGCUGCUAAUAUUGGGGCAGUGGCGGCGGCCAGAGAGGCGUAUGAGCUGGCACUGGCGCAUGGUGGGCUCCAUGUGAGUCAAGGUAUACACCUGUGGACAUCCUACGUUGAGUUCGAGACGGCUGUAUGUGAUAUGGUGGAAGAGUUAGAAGGCGGCAUGAAUGAGGGGGAGGGUAUAUCUAACGCACCCAGCGGAGGCCAGCGUGUAGUGGUUGAGCAGCAGAAUCGGGUUGCUGAUGUGUACAAGCGUGCUCUGGCGAUUCCUCUGCAGGGUAUGGAAGCCUUGCGCGACAUGCAGCAAGAGUGGUGCGACGACAACGACAGGACCGCCGAUGUAAACACCACUGCCGAGGCCUACACACGCGCACUGACGCUGAGGGAACCUUUAGACGCACUCGAGGGCUGCUUGGAGGCAGCCUUACAGCACGAGGCUAAGCCCAAGGAGGCCACUCAGGACAAGGCAGCCGAGCCAGUGGGGGCGAGUACGGGGGAGAGCAGUGUGGCAGUCUACCAGCGAAUGAUCCAGCACGAAAUUGCCUACGGCGACGACCCUGCUAGGGUUAUAUGUGUCAAUGAACGCGCGAUAGCCGCAAAUCCGCUAAAUAUAGAACUAUGGUUGGCCUAUACGGCCUACGUGGAGAGAAAGCUACCUACCUCUACCGUGCUGUUGGAUCUAUGUGAGCGUUCGACACGCAACUGCGCCUGGAGCUCGUUUCUAUGGCAACGGCGGAUGCGUGCUCUAGAAAGGAAAAACCUGGCAUUUCACGAGAUUGAGGGGGUCUUCCAAGCGGCCUUGUUGUCUGGGUUCCCCACGCCAGAGGAGUAUGUGCAGUUGUGGCUGGCCUUUAUCGACUACCAGCGGAGACGGAUCGCAUGGGCUGAGCUGCAUGCAGAGUGCGACGCAGCACAAGACGACAGCGCACGCGAGAGACUGCGAGAAGACACCGUCUACUCGCUACGAGAGACAUUCCAGAAGGCUUCAGACUACAUCACCGUGCACUUUGGUAAGGCCGUCGGUGACCCCUACGCACAGAUCCCGUUGGGCUGGGCACGGGUGGAGCUGAACGGAGUGCAAAGUGUGGCGCACGCGCGGGCAGUGUUGGAGGCGGCAGCAAAGGACUAUCCCAAGAACGCCAGUGUGUGGCUGGAGUAUGCACGGUUUGAGAUGAAUGAGACCGUGUUCCCUGCGUGUGUGGCCAAGGUCAGGAAGAUCUAUCAAACGGCUACAGAAAAAACCGCUGGCGACUACGCCGUGUGUCAAACCUGGGUGCAGUUUGAGCGCGAGAACGGGACACUCGAGACGUACGACUCGGCCUGUGCGCGCACGGAGAAGGCGAUGGAGAUGGCUCGUAUCAGACAAGAAAAGCAUGACGAGAAAGAGCGGGUCAAAGCACAGCAGCAGAAAGAGAAGGCCGAGAUUGCCCAGCGCGCUACGGCAUCUAAGCUCGCUGACGAGCAGCAGACAAAGGAAGCCAAGCCUGCCUACACGCACGAGGAUGUGUUUGCAGCCACGGAGGAGCACGUCGUGGGGGCAAAAGGACAGAAACACACAUUAGACGGGACCUCGGAAGCGGUGACAGAUCUAAAGCGUCAAAAAACGGAUACGGAAGAAGCUGUUGCCAGCUCUGAGAAGCCAGCGGCGCGUGUUGGUACCACGGUAUUCCUGAGCAACCUGUCAUAUCAAACAGCGGAGCAGGAGAUCACAUCUCUCUUUGAUCCUGAUGCGGACGCUUCAGGUGUGUGGUUGACGCUGCCGUGUCGGGGGUUUGCUCCCUAUCACUCAUGUGGUAGUGACUUGAUUGAUAUUUACUGGCGCAGUAGUUUUACGAGCAGCCGGGAAUAG
Molecule: messenger RNA, 2388 nt
Organism: Sphaeroforma arctica JP610
Lineage: Eukaryota; Ichthyosporea; Ichthyophonida
Exons: 11
Coding region: 130-2388 (752 amino acids)
Biological process (GO): RNA processing
Molecular function (GO): protein binding
Source: RefSeq, a predicted model, not a curated record